AUGGGGAUUUGUGGCUGUUUUUUGGUGGUGCCGGGGAAAUGCCUCGUCCUCCUCGGACUUAAAUUGUUAUUCCUUGUACCUGCAGGAGUUCCAGCCAGGAGCGGGGAUUCUGUAUUAAAGGACAACAUCACCGUGAGGCAGGGGGACAGCGCCGUCUUAAAAUGCAACGUUGACAGCAAAGUAUCGCGAGUGGCGUGGCUCAAUCGCACCACCAUCCUCUUCGCAGGGACUGAGAAGUGGUCUCUGGACCCCCGCGUCAUCCUGAUGGAAAACACAGCAGUCACAGAGUACAGCAUCAAGAUCCAAAACGUUGACGUCCACGACGAAGGGCCCUACGUCUGCUCCAUCCUCACAAACAAGAAGCCAAAGUCUACAAAAGUGCAUCUCAUCGUUCAAGUACCCGCCAGGAUCACUAACAUAUCGAAGAACGUCACAGUGAAUGAGGGCAGCAACGUCAAUCUCAUGUGUCUGGCAGUCGGUCGACCUGAGGCCAACGUCAUAUGGAAGCAUCAUUCACCAAGAGGCACUCAUAAGUUUGUGAUGGAGGGGGAACAUCUUGUGCUGACAGCCAUCACCAAAGAGCAGUCAGGAUCCUAUGAAUGCAUUGCUUCUAAUGACAUUUCAAGCCCUGACGUCAGGACGGUGCAAGUCACAGUCAACUAUCCUCCCUUCAUUUCCAAAGCGAGGAGUACGGGUACUCCAGUUGGACAAAAAGGAAUCCUGCAAUGCGAAGCCUCUGCCGUCCCCAGGGCAGAUUUUGAGUGGUACAAAGAAGACCGCAGGCUCUUCAACGGACCAAACGGGGUUAAGAUAGAGAAUCAAGGUAAACAGUCGAUGCUCGUCUUUUUCAACGUCUCGGAAGAAGACUAUGGAAACUACACUUGCGUCGCCGUGAACACCAUGGGAAUCACUAACGCCAGCAUAAUCCUUUAUGGUCCUGGUGCGAUGCACGAUGUGAACGGGGCCGCCGUGUGGCCCCGCCCCUCCGUAUGCCUCCUGCUGACCGUGACCUCACUCUACCUGCUAAAGUUCUGAUGUGAAAUGUGAUGACCCUCAAGCUUCUCUCAGCAUUGAGCAGCAAGAACAGACUAUUAGUCCUAUUUA
Anoplopoma fimbria (sablefish) is the source of this 1104-nucleotide messenger RNA. RefSeq names its product opioid binding protein/cell adhesion molecule-like (gene opcml). The coding region runs from base 1 to 1035 and encodes 344 amino acids. Gene Ontology annotation, cellular component: neuron projection. The record is from RefSeq and is a predicted model, not a curated record. Lineage: Eukaryota; Metazoa; Chordata; Actinopteri; Perciformes; Anoplopomatidae. The transcript is spliced from 7 exons.